Messenger RNA from Dendronephthya gigantea, 1755 nucleotides. RefSeq names its product transmembrane protein 115-like. The record is from RefSeq and is a predicted model, not a curated record. The transcript has 9 exons. Gene Ontology annotation, cellular component: Golgi apparatus; membrane. Gene Ontology annotation, biological process: retrograde vesicle-mediated transport, Golgi to endoplasmic reticulum. The coding region runs from base 247 to 1314 and encodes 355 amino acids. NCBI's taxonomy places the organism in Eukaryota, Metazoa, Cnidaria, Anthozoa, Malacalcyonacea, Nephtheidae.
AAGCAUUUAUAUCACAACUGCAAUUCCCAACCCUCCUCAUAUACAGUUCCUCAUAUACAGUACACAGUCACGGAUUCUCUUAUGACACGAGGAUAUUAACUGAUCACAUUCAGUUGCAUUAGAGACAUUGAAAAUAAUUUGUAAUUAUGAAAUAAUGAUGAUCAAACAUAUUAUGACAUGAUCAUACAUCUUGACACGUCGAUUAUGCUUAUUGCGCAUGUCUAACAACAACAACACAAUUUAAACAUGGCGACUUCUGUGAAUGAUUUAAACCAAUUAAAGGACCAGAUAAACAAAGCACUCGGAGAUGCUUCUAUAGUAGUAAAAAUAUCUUGUGGACUAGUGUCAUUAUUUUACGUUCUUGGCUAUAUACCCCAUGUUUACGAUGCUUUAGCUGUCACCCCUGGAUCUCUGAUCCCCCCACAUUUUAAAAUUUGGACUCUUGUAACUGGUGGAUUCAUUGAAUACAGAGUGUGGAAUGUUGUUGCAGAUAUUAUAGUUCUUGUUAUGUGUGGAAGGAUUCUUGAACCACUAUGGGGAGCCCUUGAGUUUUUGAAAUAUAUAACGAUACUGAAUGUUGGUACAUCUCUGAUUGCAUCAGGGUUAUGUUUACUUUACUAUCUUGUAACUGAUAAUGUUUUUGUGUGGUUUUUAACAUUCAGUGGUAUGAAUGGUAUACUGGCUGGUGUUACAGUUGCAUUAAAACAAUCUGUCCCUGAAACAGAGUUGAAACUUUUGAUGUUAAGUGUCAAAGUGAAGUACCUACCAUCACUCAUGGUGCUAUGCAGCAUUCCAUUGUGUUUUGUUCAGCUUCUACCUCUGAUCAAUGUUAUUCUAACCAUCACUGGUGUCAUAAUUGGCUGGGUCUAUCUGCGUUUCUAUCAACAAAAAGGAAAAGGAGCUAAGGGUGACUUGAGAGAUGGUUUUGCAUUUGCAACGUUUUUCCCAGAUCCAUUACAGGCACCAGUAUCAACAGUCUCAAAUACGAUCUUCAACUGGUUAAUCAAGUUUAAUAUCUGCUCAAAACCAAUCAGAACUUACGAUGUUGGUGCACCAUCGGCGAUAACCAUCAGUUUACCAGGAAUGGACCCUGCUGACGCUGAAAGAAGAAGGCAGAAAGCUUUGAAAGCGUUGAAUGAACGAAUGAGCAAGUUAGAGCAGCCUGCAAGUUGGCCCAACUUGGAUGAACCGACAUCACCUAGUGCGGAUAUUUCUGUGGAUAUCGAGGUGACUGAGGAACCGGACAUGGUAGUUGUGGAUCAUAAGGAUCAGAAAGUUGACAAAGAUCAUACAACUUCAGUUGAAGUUACAUAAAUUAUGUAUGAUUAAUUGACACGCUUUUGUGAAUAUGAAUUGCAGUGAAGACAAGAUGCUCUUAUGUUCCUGAUCGAUAUUGAAAGAACUAAAUUUAAAGUCUUUAACAUAAGCUGAAUUCAGUAUAACUAUGCUAGCAGGUUUCAACCGCUCUAAAUAUACAUUUAGUGAAGAACAAGGAUGAGACAAAUGUAGGUUGAUCUAAAUCGGUAACUAAAUCCAACUUCGUACGAAUGUAAUUUGACUUAAAAGCAACCUAACGUUAAACGGAGGUUAGCAUGCACGCAACAAGUGUGUAAACAUCUUGCAUACUUUGAGAAAUACCAUAAUGGUUUGGUUUGCGCGUUUUAGGCCAGACCUUAGAACAAGAAAAUAAAAUAUUUGAAACGUGCUCUGUAUUUUUCUGCGUUUGAAUUUUGUGAAGUCAUGCCGCACGGCGCA